AUGGAUCGUCGCGGUUCGGCGUUUCCAGCCCACGCGCUUCGACUAAUAGCAGUCUUACUGAUCGUCACUGUCGCCCCCGCCUCCGCUGGCCGGCGGAUAGACACACUCGAUGCAACGACAAACGCGGGCUCUGACACCGCAACCUCUGGCACCGCGAGCUCCGACGACGCGACAGCUGGCGUGGCGGCAUCGGAUCUCUCGGCGCUGGCGGUGGACGCGAAGACGCGUGCGUUGAUUAAAGCCCUCGCGCCGCUGAUGGGCGCCGCGGACCUGACGGGCGUCGGCAAGCCGCCCGAACGCGCCUCGUACUUAACUAAAGACGCGUUCGCCGCGGCGGCGCGCAAAUGGCUCGCGACGGUGAAGCAGCGCGUGCAGAAGCUGAUUCAGCAGGCGGCAGGAGGCGGAGGGAAGGGGCGCGGAUCGAGCAAGGGGAACGGCGGACGCGGGAACACCACAACCGUUGACCGCAGUCUGGGGUACGUCCCCCCCACGACCAAGGACCUCAAUCCCGCCAAGCUGCCCAAUCUCAACACCGUCUCGCGCUACCUCACCGUCGGUCUCACGCUCGACCCGACCUCGCAGAAGAUCACGUGGGAUUUCAAGAAGAGCGUGAGCCACAGCAAGUAUUUUCCUGAAGACGAUUUCGACCAGGGCAACUGUGGAGCCUGCUGGGCGUACGCGGCAGCGCGGGCGGUGCAGGGUGCGUAUGCGAAGCUCAAAGAGACGGACGAUGAUGUGUUCCCCGGCGGGAUGAGUCUGUCCGUGCAGCAGCUGGUGGACUGCACUGGCGCUGCUGCCUCGUGCCGGGGGGGGUACCCCGAGGCUGCCCUGCAGUACGCGGCCAAGAUCGGGCUGCAGGACGAGGCGGGAUAUUCCUACACGGGGGCCAGCGGCAAGUGCAGCGUUAACAAGGAUACGGAGAAGUGGAGCAUCUCGAUGUACGAGCAGGUGCCACUGCCGGGGCCGCUGGGGCUCAUUCUCGCGCUGCAGAAGCAGCCCGUCAUCGUCACCAUCCGCGCCUCUGCGCAGGACUUUAUUGACUAUGCGGAGGGCAUUUAUGAGGGCUGGAACUGCUACAGCCCCGUGGGGGAGGUCGUUGGGGACACACAGGGCAACGGUUUCGGAGCGACAGCCACUGCCACCAACAACACGGGGCUGCUGGACCACGUGAUGCUGGCCGUGGGGUACAACUAUGUUGUGCCGGGAAGCGCGCAGAAUUAUUUCAUUCUGAAGAACAGCUGGGGGCCAAAUUGGGGGGAGAAUGGUUACAUGAAGAUUCGCAUGGAGGGUGACGCGUUCGGCACGUGCGGCAUGCUGGUGAACCGCGGGCUGUACCCCGUUGUGAAUGCCCACCAGACCACAGACCCCUGUGGCACGUCACCGUGUGGGGGGGGCACGUGUGAGGCGGACGAGAGUGGCAACGGCAAGUACACGUGUCAGUGCUCGGACCUGCUUGUUCCUGCUGUCAACCGCGACGGCACACCCACCUGCACCAUCAUCGAGAUCUGCAGUGUGCUACCCACCAACCCCUGCGUGGUAGGGCAGUGCAUCAACAGCGGUGACGGCGGCUACUCGUGCCUCUGCCCGCCCAACUACAAGACGAGUGUGCUCGCCUCCGGCCAGACCACCUGCGUGCCUGAGAUGUCUGGGAGCAGUGCAGCAGCGGUGCAGGGCACGUACACAGUGCAAGGGGGGGAGACGUGUGGCGCCAUCUAUGGCUUCAUCGGCCUCACCCAGGAGCAGUUCCUCGCACAGAAUGAGGGAGUGGACUGCGACAAUCUCAAGGCGGGGGCGGUGCUCAACAUCUCCAUCCCAUCCACAACGCAAGUGUGCCGCGUGCGCUACACUGUCACCCAGGCGGAUGCCGCAGCAAGGAGCUGUGAUCCCAUCGGUCCCCCCUUCCUCGCUCCUCACUCCCCUUCCCCUGUUCGUCCCCGCUCCCCCCAGGCGGAUGCCGCAGCAAGGAGCUGUGAUCCCAUCAACACCCGCUUUGGCAUCGACGUCACGACCAUCAACCCCAGCCUUGACUGCUCAAGCCUCACACCCAACCAGCAGGUGGGGGGGCCGGUGGGAAGUGGGGCUACUGGUUUAGAGUG
Messenger RNA from Closterium sp. Naga37s-1, 2096 nucleotides. NCBI's taxonomy places the organism in Eukaryota, Viridiplantae, Streptophyta, Zygnematophyceae, Desmidiales, Closteriaceae. The record is from the annotation of a GenBank genome assembly.